GCCGCGAACCAAACUCGGCAGUCGUAUUUCAUGCACUUCCACGUCACGAUUUUCUCAUCGACAUCAAAGGCCUAGCGAGAGAAAACACCACCAAAGAAGAACAUUGGCAGGAUAAAGAACAUGUUGUUCAUCCGUCAGCUCUCAACGAUCAUAAGGAUAAUAAUAAUUGA
Molecule: messenger RNA, 170 nt
Organism: Ambispora gerdemannii
Lineage: Eukaryota; Fungi; Glomeromycota; Glomeromycetes; Archaeosporales; Ambisporaceae
Source: the annotation of a GenBank genome assembly